Molecule: messenger RNA, 3040 nt
Organism: Macrosteles quadrilineatus (aster leafhopper)
Lineage: Eukaryota; Metazoa; Arthropoda; Insecta; Hemiptera; Cicadellidae
Exons: 6
Coding region: 240-2684 (814 amino acids)
Biological process (GO): snRNA transcription by RNA polymerase II; snRNA transcription by RNA polymerase III
Cellular component (GO): snRNA-activating protein complex
Molecular function (GO): RNA polymerase II cis-regulatory region sequence-specific DNA binding; RNA polymerase III type 3 promoter sequence-specific DNA binding; core promoter sequence-specific DNA binding
Source: RefSeq, a predicted model, not a curated record
UGUAGCUGUAGCUGUGACGCCGUUUUUGGUUGAGGUUGAAUAGAUGUGUUCAAAAAUUCACUUUAAUGUAGUUACUUUGUCAGGCUAUUUCGCUAUUUAUUCAAAGUGUUAAAACGUGGUUAAGCAAUCGAAAUAUAAUUACAGAGCGGUGGCUGGAAUAACCUAGUUUUUCUUAAAACUGAUAGGCUAAGAAGCUUGAAUAGGCCUAAACUUAAGCCUAGACCAAGUUGAUUUUUAAAAUGGAAGAGCUAGAGGGUAUGGAAAGGGUCUAUCUCCCAAAUUCGGGGGGCUUUGCUAAAAAAGUUUCAUGGUGCACUGGAAAGGUGACAUUCAAAGAAUACUUUCACAAGUAUGCUGAAAAGCUGUAUGAAAUUAAACCCAACAGCAAGACUACAACCAGAGAAAUAUACAAUAACCUUUUAGGCAUACAAGGAGAGGAAAUUUCAGCUUGGAAGCAGAGAGUUCUCCUGCAAACUAUGAAUCCAAGACAAUUUUAUACUAUGCCUAUUGAUGUUUCAACAAAUGAACUCAUUGGUAAUGAAAGUAAGCCGUCAACUUCAACAGAAAAAAGUAAGCCUUCCACUUCAACAGGAAAAAGUAAGCCUUCCACUUCAACAGGAAAAAGUAAGCCUCCCACUUCAACAGGAAAAAGUAAGCCUUCCACUUUAUUAGAAAAAAGUAAGCCCUCUACUUCAACAGAAGCUGGAAAGUCAGGGCCAACAAAUGAUUGCAAAACAUCACAAAAACAAAAACGCCCUACAAAAAAAGUAUCAAAGAAAUUCUCCCAUAGCACUUCUAGAAAAAAAAUUGGCAACUUGUCAAACAAAAAGGGUAGGCCUAAAGGCUCCACAUCAAAAUCAAAUGUGGCAAAAGAAAAUGAAAAUGUUGUUCGUAAAGAAAUUAGCGACCACAAGAAAGACAAUGAACCAUCAUCUGAAUUAGGACUAGUUGAUGUUAUGUUGAGUUUGCCCUCUACUUCAAAAGGUGGCCUGCUUAAAAAAACACAGGAAAAUUCAAACAAUCAAGAUACAGCUUCAAUAUCAUCUUCUGUCAUAAGUGAUGAGAUUGAUAAAAACGUCAGUGUUUUCGUUGACUCUAACCGUAGUGUAGCGACUGCUAUAUUUCUAACACCCUCGGAUACAUCUGAAAACCAAUCGCAAGAAACAAUUGUAUCCACAAAUAGCUAUGAUUCUUUCAUGGCACCCUUACCUGAUGCUCCAAGAAAUGUGAAUAAUGACGAUCAAAUUCCAACAAGUUCAAGUUUUCCUGGUCAAGAAAACCUACCACAAGAAACAAUCACUUCAAUAAAAAGUUGUGAUUCUGUAGCAUCCGAAUCUGCUGCACCAACAAAUGCUGAUAGUGAUUAUGAAAUUCCAACCUGUUCAAGUUUUCUUGGCCAAAGAACCAUAUCACAAGAAACAAUCCCAUCCAUAAAAAGUUGUGAUUCUGUAGUAUCCGAACCUGCUGCACUAACAAAUGCUAAUAAUGAUUAUGAAAUUCCAACAUGUCCAAGUAUUCCUGGUCAAGAAGAUGAUGAAAAUAUUUCUUCAAAAAACAAAGGGCUUCGGCGAAGUGCACGCAUUAGGGUAAAAACUGAACAGAUUGAUUAUAAUGAGCAGGAGGAGGAUAAUGAUAAAUCUGACAUGAAGCAAUCCAACACGGAAAAUAAGAAAUCCAACACGGAAAAUAAGAAAUCCAACACGGAAAAUAAGAAAUCCAAGACACAAAAUAAGAAAUCCAACACGCAAAAUAAGCAAUCUAACACGCAAAAUGAAAGUGAUUCUAACAUGGAUGAACAAUCCUCCUCAGACGAAAGUGAGGUUGAUAUGCAAUAUAAACAACGUACUACUGCUGAGAUCAUUCAUGAAAUCAAUCAAAGAGCUCCCAGCCAAAACAGAAAGAAUUGCUCUAUUAGAGGGAUGACGAUGGUCGACACAACUCAGAGGUAUGGAAAAAGAAAUUUGUUACCAAGAGAACAUUUUCUUGUCAGUUUUCGAGUUCAUAAGCCCUUUAAACAUGCUCCAGGAUUAAAAAAUUUUCGUAUUGGAAAGUGCUUGCAAGAAAUUGACGUGCUUAACUUCCAAACUCUUUUUAACUUGCGGCAAAAAAUUAUGUGUGAAUUAGACUACCAAACAACAGAUGGUGAAAUCAGCGAAUGGCCUUUUGAUAAGAAACAAAAUUUGGCAAAGGAUACGUACAAGUCGGGCAUGUUUUACAUCGACAAUACCUUCUACAUUGACACCGUAGAGGGCACUGAAGAUUACUCUGAACCCAUCAAAAAGUGGGCUCAAGAAAAUCAUAUUGAUGUUGGUAAAACAAUGGCAAUGCAUGAUAGAAAAGUGGAGGACCUCAGGGUUAGGUUUGGCUACCCUUACGUCUACAUACAUCAGGGCAGCUGUGAACACAUCAUCAUGAUAAGCCAAGCAAGAUUUCUUACUGAGAAACACUCUCUGCACUCUUCUGACUAUCCGAAUAUCACUAAAACGAGUCGUUCUUCAAUAAGCUACUGUUUAAUAUGCACCAAGAAACCAGCCGAUCGAAUUGUUAUGGGCAGUGAUCGUAUGCCGCACGACGUGAACCUUAUGUGCCAAGAUUGUUUUAUAUCUUACCAUUACGUCGGAACACAGAAAAUUGGUAGAUUCAAGGCCUACAAAUGGAAUCAGAGAGCACUCCUAUUUAAUUAAGUUUGUUGAACACUAUAGAUUAAGUUAUGCCUUCUAGCUAUCUGAGGCCUAAAUGCCUCCAUGUGUGAUAUAAAUUAAUUAUUUAGUGUUUUGUUACUACAGAGGUAAGGAUUUGCUGUGAUGGAAAUAGCCUUUUUGUAAGGAAUUUAGUGUUUUUAAACAAGGCUCGUAGUUUUCAUUUUAAACAAAAGUGGUAGGUACUUCUGGUACCUAUAUUGAUUACAAUGAUUGAUGUUUAAUGUAUUGUUUUAGUCCUAGCUGGUUCUUUCUACCGGACACUCUGUAUUUUGCAUUUGUCUUCUUAGGAGCCAGUUUGUAAAAGUUGAAUUCUUUUGAAGACAUGUCUUCUUUGAUGU